This is a messenger RNA of Guyanagaster necrorhizus, 1080 nucleotides long. Its product is annotated as Nop52-domain-containing protein. NCBI's taxonomy places the organism in Eukaryota, Fungi, Basidiomycota, Agaricomycetes, Agaricales, Physalacriaceae. Gene Ontology annotation, biological process: rRNA processing. Gene Ontology annotation, cellular component: nucleus; preribosome, small subunit precursor. The record is from RefSeq and is a predicted model, not a curated record. Bases 12 to 965 code for a protein of 317 amino acids. The transcript is spliced from 5 exons.
AUUGAACCACCAUGGCGGCGUCUUCAACGUCGUUACCUGUGCCUCCCCUCGGUAAAUAUCUCGCAUCGACAGACAAAAAAGUCCGCGACAAAGCGAUCAAGACCCUAUCCGUCUUCCUCUCUGAUUCUGAAGAUACUCUGCCGCCGCCAGAGUUGGCCAAAUUGUGGAAAGGAAUCUUUUAUUGCUUCUGGAUGUCUGACAAGCCCUUGAUUCAACAAGCUCUUGCGACUGAACUUGCAGAACUUGUGUUGACGAUUACGUCAACAUCAUCUUCGCUUGCGUUUCUAAGUGGUUUUUGGGAGACGACAGUUCGAGAAUGGAACCGUAUUGAUCGACUUAGGCUCGACAAGUAUUAUAUGCUUGUGAGAAAGUUCGUAAAUGCAGCCUUCAGACUGCUCAUGCGGGCAGGAUGGGACAAAGAUGCGUGCAAUCAAUACAAUACGAUAUUGACACGAGAAGGCGGUCCCCUAUGCCCAUCUGAUAUCAAAGUACCCAUCAGCCUAACAUACCACCUUUCUGACGUGUACAUUGAAGAGCUCGAUAAAGCGAUCGCAAGCCUCGAUUCAUCGUCUUCUGUGCCACCAGCCCCACUUGAUACUCUUCUUUCACCCUUCCUCACCGUCGCGGCCCAGACGCCGUCGGGGGCCACAUAUAAACGUAUCAAAUCGGCGCUUCUGGAUCCACUAUUAUCAGCGCUUCUAUCCACAACUAACUCGGAUGAGCCGCACCAGUCUAAACGCAUACGUCUGGAAUCCAAGGGUCCCGAGCCCUAUCCUCAUCUCACAGCGAAUGCUUGCAUGAUUCCGGAAGACCGUGGUCGGAUGGAUGGGUCGAUGUUGCGGAAGAAACUGCUUAGGCGUAUAUUUGACGUGGCCAGUGAUUCAGGUGCUCGAGGAUCUAAUCGACGAAAGAUGUACGAGAUAUGGAAAGGCGAGGAAGGGGUUUCUGAUGACGACAGUAGCUGAGUUGAUUGCAAGUUAAAUCUUCUAACGUAUUCGGGACAUGACUCAGCCUCCUCGUGUGAUUGUUGAUGGGGCCGAUUCUGGUCCUUUGAAUAAAAUACCAUUUCCGCUGUUGUCG